AUGUUCCAUCGCGUUAACAUACGUAAAGCCGAUCAAAAUUCUCAGCGGUUCCUUUGGCGAGAAGGAGACCCGACGAAGUUACCCGAUGUUUAUGUUAUGACUGCAAUGAUUUUCGGCUCUAUUUGUUCGUUAUGUUCGGCACAAUACGUAAAAAAUUUUAACGCGAGUAAGUUUUUGCACGAGUAUCCGCGAGCAGUAGAAGCUAUUAUCGAUCGCCACUACGUAGAUGACUACGUUGGCAGUUUCUCUAGCGUACAUGAGGCUAUAAGCGUAACGAAGAAGGUAGUCGCGAUCCAUCAAGAAGCAGGUUUUGAACUUCGAGGAUUUAUUUCGAAUUCAAAUGCUCUAUUGCAAGCCAUUUACGACACGUCAAUGCCAGUUGAGAGUCCUACAAAAAAUAUGUGUAGUGGUGAAUCAGACUGCGAGAAAGUUCUGGGCAUGCACUGGGAUCCGAAUCGUGAUGCUUUUUCUUUUAAGUUAAUGUUUGCGAGAAUUCCAAAUCAAGUUUUGGAUGGCAGUAGACGUCCAACUAAAGCGGAGUUGUUAGGGAUUAUCAUGUCCAUUUUCGAUCCCUUCGGGUUUCUAUCCAACAUAACUUUGGCUCCGAAAAUACUUCUGCAAAAAUUAUGGCAGUUAAGCGUUGACUGGCAUGAAGCAAUUCCACGGGAGAUUCACGAAGUAUGGUUCCAGUGGUACAAGUCGCUAGAAUCGCUGUCUGAAUUUAGCGUACCGAGAUGCUAUCAUUUGAAUUUCACAGACCCUUCAACGCAGAUUCAGCUUCACAUAUUCGUCGAUGCAAGCGAACUUGCCUACGCAGCCGUGGCCUACUGGCGUAUAUGUCAUGCAAACGAGGUAGAAAUAGUUUUCAUUGUUGGAAAGUCCCGCUGCAGUCCAUUGAAGCCACUAUCUAUUCCACGUCUGGAGCUUCAGUCCGCGGUUCUAGGAACAAAAAUUAAGAGUGUGAUUUUAGGCAGCCACACUGUACAACCAGAUAAAAUUGUGUUCUGGUCAGAUUCGAAGACCGUUAUUCAAUGGAUUAGGUCCGAAGCGCGACGUUACAAGCAAUUUGUUUGUAAUAGAAUAUCUGAAAUCCUCCAAUCGUCUGAGGUCUCACAGUGGAGAUGGGUGCCAGGCUCGUUAAACCCUGCAGAUGACGCAACAAGACCACAAAAAGUUAGAGUUUCAUCGAACUCUAGGUGGAUUAGUGGCCCUUCAUAUCUUAAUCUAUCUGAGGAUCAGUGGCCCGUCCUACCAAAUCCCGAAUCGGAAGUUGUAGGCGAAGAAGAAAAGCAAACUACUCUAAUUAUUAUACAUUUUUGA
Messenger RNA from Rhagoletis zephyria (snowberry fruit fly), 1320 nucleotides. RefSeq lists its product as uncharacterized. Lineage: Eukaryota; Metazoa; Arthropoda; Insecta; Diptera; Tephritidae. The record is from RefSeq and is a predicted model, not a curated record. Gene Ontology annotation, molecular function: nucleic acid binding.